Molecule: messenger RNA, 2564 nt
Organism: Alosa sapidissima (American shad)
Lineage: Eukaryota; Metazoa; Chordata; Actinopteri; Clupeiformes; Clupeidae
Gene: cxcr3.2
Product: chemokine (C-X-C motif) receptor 3, tandem duplicate 2
Exons: 3
Coding region: 132-1235 (367 amino acids)
Biological process (GO): G protein-coupled receptor signaling pathway; immune response; chemotaxis
Cellular component (GO): membrane
Molecular function (GO): chemokine receptor activity
Source: RefSeq, a predicted model, not a curated record
UAUGAGUCUUGUUUCCUGUUCUGUUGUAGAAAGCAGUGAUGAGUGUGUGAGAGCAGCUACAUUCUUCCUCUGCAACGACAGAAAAACUUGUGAGUGUAGAGUGUAGUGUCUGCGGGUCGACCACUGAGAAGAUGACAACGACAGACUACUAUGAUGAUUAUAACAAUACAUCGUACUCAGACGAGGACCUAAGUAAGUAUGCCCCAUGCGACGUGGGCGAGACCUGGAAGUUCAUCCGCAGUUUCGCGCCUGUGGCGUACAGCCUGGUGUUUGUGCUGGCAGUGGUGGGCAACGUCCUGGUGCUGUGCGUGGUGCGUCGCUACCGGCAGGCCCAGCGCGGGCCCUGCUCCUUCUCGCUGACCGACACCUUCCUGCUGCACCUGGCCGUGUCCGACCUCCUGCUGGCCUUCUCGCUGCCCUUCUUCUCCGUGCAGUCGGCCGACUCGUGGAUCUUCGGCACGGUGCCCUGCAAGAUGGUGGGCGCCAUGUUCUCGCUCAACAUCUACUGCGGCGUGCUCUUCCUGGCGUGCAUCAGCUUCGACCGCUACCUGGCCAUCGUGCACGCGGUCAGCGCCGGCUGGCGGCGCAACGGCUGCCACGCGCAGGUGGCCUGCGCCAUCAUCUGGGCGGCGUGUCUCGGACUGGCCGCCGUGGACGUACAGUUCCGCCAGGUGCUCCCCGUGGCCAACGUGCAAGUGUGCAAGAUGCAGUUCGCCCACGAGUCGUCCAAGCAGAUCCAGGUGGGCCUCCAGCUGAUGAACCUCGUGCUGGCGUUCGCGCUGCCCCUGCUGGUCAUGCUCUACUGCUACGUGCGCAUCUUCCGCGCCCUCUGCCACGCCUCUCGCCGGCAGAAGCGCAAGUCGCUGAGGCUGAUCGUCUCGCUGGUGGUGGUGUUCGUCGUCUCCUGGGCGCCCUACAACGGCCUGCGGCUCAUCGACAGCCUGAUCAUGCUGGACGUCGUGGCGAAGGACUGCGACGUGAUGCACGCCAUCGACAUGGGCACGGUGGUGGCCGAGAGCAUGGGGCUGGCGCACUGCGCCCUCAAUCCACUCCUCUACGGCUUCGUGGGCAUCAAGUUCCGCCGCGAGCUGGCCCAGAUGUUCAAGGCGGCCAUGGGCCCCCGUGGUGGCUGCCAGGAGCUUGGCAGCUGGUGGCGAGGGUCCAGGCGUCGCACGGCCGGCUCCUUCAGCUCUGUCGAGAGUGAGAACACGUCCUAUUUCUCGGUCGUGGUCUGAACUUGGACACCAAGGGAUCAAAAGCAACAAGAGAGAAGGUGGUGAGAAAAAAAGAUGUGUGUGAGAGGUGAUGAAAGAGAAGUGGGAUGAAGUGUGAGACGUAAGAAAGAAAAUUAAAUGUUUUGCGUGCGAUCUGUUGUAUUCUACAUAUGAGAGUGGAAAAUGACAGAGCAUCCACAAAGGACCAUUUCUGUAAAUAAAUAAGAGGAAGGAACAUAGUGUCCGAUGUUCACAAAUGGAAUGGGCAAAUUCCAAUGUAUAUUUUUAUAGAUGUGAAUUUGCUCAUUUAAAAAUGAUGUAUCUUCCUUUAUGUCUGUUGUGUGUCCAGAAUUCUGCUCAUUUGUGAGAUAUAUGCAGAAAAACAAGACAUGAAAACCUGACCAGACUUGUCACAUUUUAAACAGAUUUUAUCAUCAGUAUCAUAGUGGCUUCCCACAGACUUAGUCACACUUAUGCUUCUCCUAUUUUGCUUUCAGCCAGACAGAAUAAACAUGUGUUUCACGUGCCCGUAACUUUGCAUUUCAUUAGAUUUCAUGGCCAAGUUGCUCUGUUAUAUUCUCAUAAUAGCACCUGUUAACUGUCCCUGCACUGCUGUUAUAAUCUCAUCAUAGCACCAUCCAUAACACCUCUGCUACAGGAAGAUUAUCACAUUCAUGCGACCAACAUAACACCUAUAGGCUUGCACCUAACCACAUAAGGUUUUGGUGUUACACAAAAAUAAUUGUCUUAGCCUUGUCAAAGCCCCUUGAAACCUAUCAGUGGUGAUGAGAUGGAAGCUCUUACCUACGUUAUAUUCUGUUCAACAUGUGGUGUUCCCUAUUCAGCCGAGCUCAGUAUUGCAGAGCAACAGUAUUGCAGUAUGUAGCAGUAUGGCAUGUCUUAUACCUCAUCCUCCUUGAAUCUUGAAGAUUAGAGGUGAUAUUACAGAGCAUUAGGACGUCUUCCACAGGACACUGUCCAUUUGGCAAGUGUGUGCUGUACGUCUUCCACAGGACACUGUCCAUUUGGCAAGUGUGUGCUGUACGUCUUCCACAGGACACUGUCCAUUUGGCAAGUGUGUGCUGUAUGUCUUCCACAGGACACUGUCCAUUUGUCAAGUGUGUGCUGUAUGUCAAAACUUAGUUAAGCAUGUAAAUAGUCUAAUUUGUAGAUACACUGUGUCUCAAAAGCAUGGCGCUGGAGGAAUGCGGGGAGGUUUGGAGGAGGAAGGCUUUGGUAAAAUGUGAACCAUGGUGCAGUGAAAGUGAUACAUUUCAGCUGAUUUUUCUCAAAACGGUUUCAAAUUUGUCAUUUGUAUUUUUCUUUACAUUAAAUGUUUUUUACUCUUUA